AUGACUUUCUCCGCGAAAUUAUUGGCUGCGGCCCUGUCAUAUACUGCCAGUGUUGCUUCUGUGAACUCGUACCACCUCGCAGAAUCUUAUGACUAUACAAACUUUUUCGAGAAGUUUAACUUUUGGGAGAGCAAAUUCGAUACGGGCAAUUACAACGACGUUGAUCCAACCAGCGGCUUUGUCAACUACAGAAAUGAGUUAGACGCGGCGGCACUGGGGCUGAUUGCAACCCAGGGCACCGAGAUGUUUCUGGGGGUUAAUCAUCGGGACAUAUUCAACGCCAGCGAUAAGGGACGAGACAGCGUCCGAUUGGAAAGCAAAAACUCGUACAACCAUGGCCUCUUCAUUGCAGACUUCACACAUUUCCCUAAACCAACUUGUGGAGUCUGGCCUGCCUUUUGGGCGUAUGGAGAUGUUUGGCCAAAUGUUGGAGAAAUUGAUAUCUACGAAGAGUGGAACACAGCUGAGUCGAAUGCGAUCACGCUCCAUACCGGCAACUCGACCUUGAACGGAACCUGUACCAUCAACCAAGCCGACAUGCUUGACAAUGUCACCACCUUCAACUGCGACGUUUACUACUCUGACGAGAACCAAGGCGAAAACCAAGGCUGUAGCACAGUCGAGGAUUUAGGUCAAUGGGGCGCUGCUGCGGGUGGUAUUUAUGCCAUGGAAUGGACCAGCAAGGCCGUCAAAAUCUGGAGCUGGAGCCAUGUCGAGGCACCAAUGGACAUCUUUGCUGGAGAGCCGAACCCAGACACAUGGGGACUGCCGCACUUCUCUGCCGGUGGUUCCUCCUGCAAGCUUGAUGACCACCUUGCCAACCAGAGACUUGUGCUGAACAUUGACUUCUGCGGCGUUACAGCUGGCAACCCCGAUAUCUGGGGCCCACAAUGUGCAGCUGCUACCGGAUAUGAGACUUGCAUCGACUAUGUAGCACACAACCCAGACGUCUUCGCCGAUGCAUUCUGGAGGAUUAAGGAUAUCAAGGUUUACGAACGCCCAGACCUUCCGUCGAACUCGACCAACACCACCGCCAUUUACAAUAGACGAGCCGGUUAUGCUCGCCUGUAG
Phaeoacremonium minimum UCRPA7 is the source of this 1071-nucleotide messenger RNA. RefSeq names its product putative mixed-linked glucanase protein. The record is from RefSeq and is a predicted model, not a curated record. Lineage: Eukaryota; Fungi; Ascomycota; Sordariomycetes; Togniniales; Togniniaceae. Bases 1 to 1071 code for a protein of 356 amino acids. The transcript has 4 exons. Gene Ontology annotation, molecular function: hydrolase activity, hydrolyzing O-glycosyl compounds. Gene Ontology annotation, biological process: glucan catabolic process.